AUGUCUAAACGAGGACCCAGCAGCGGAGAGCAACCGGGUGCCUCGAGCACGAUGGCUGACCAGUACCAGAGGCUCAAUCUCGGGUUCGAUACCGAUCGUCAGAUCGACAAGUACGAACUUGACACCUCCACUUUUGACCUUGUUGAUGUGGAUGGAUUUCACAACACCAAAUUCAGCACCGUGUUGGACUACUUGAUCUUCACGUGGUUCUUUCUUAUAUUAUCGUGGGCACUUCUUGCGGUUGAUAUCUACACGUGUUUAAACAUUUUAGUGUUCCACAAGUGGGGGAAUCAAGGCUAUACUCCAUAUGCUUAUUCUGUGGCCAAAUGGAUCUUUACUGGAUGUAUUAUCUUUGAGAUUUUACUCGCAAUCUACCAUAUACUGUGGUCAAUCCAUGCUUAUCGGACCAGAAACAUUGCCUUGGCCUAUGUGAACAAUUGGGCUAAAAUAAUGUACUCAAUUAAACGAUACAAUUAUCAUUGUUUAUUCUUUAAAAUUAAACAAGAUACCUUUUUCGAUUGGGCUGCAUUUCUUAGUUAUUUUGAACUUGAUAACGCGUUAGAAAUCUUGAUUGCAGAUGCUCCAAGACAAGUUAUUAACAUUUUAACCUUGAGAUAUUAUGCCACUGAUGGUGAUUUUCUGCAAAAUUUUCAAAAUAUCAUUGAAAAUAUUCGAACUAUAGCCACAACCAAUUUGAAAUUGUCCAUUAUUCUUUCGUUUAUGUGUGCAUCUGUGAUUCUUUUCGCAAUUUUCUUUGUCAAGUUUUGCUUGGGGAUGAUUUGUUAUAUCCCUGUCAUUGUAGGGAUCCGUAGACGUGGCUACAAGUCUCUCAAGAAAUAUUGUUGUCAUAUAGUCAAUGAAAAGGUACGAAUUCUUGUCAGAAAGCAUCACAAGUCAAAGAAGGAAUUGUUGGAUGAAGGUAUUCUCGAUCGUGAAGAAAUUAAGGCCAAUCCAUUAUUAAACAGCACAACAACAUUUAAUGAACAAACCACCGGAUAUCGCGGGACAGAAUGGGAAGGAACUCAAGAUUUACGGAACCCAUUUUCAUCACCAAAGGAUUUGGAGGCAUAUGGAAAUGGUAUUGUCAAACCAGCUCCAACUUAUACAUUUUCCAAUAACAGUUAUGAAAUGCUGUCGAUGGAGAAAAAAAUCAACCAAUCAAAUAAAACAUUUGAUUCUCCAGGUUAUGUUCCAUACAGACAUCCUGAAGCACCAAAGAAUCCAUUUGCUGAUCUGGUCAAGAACCAAAGUUCUGAUACUUUGAUUAGUGCAUCAAGUUUGACGUAUCCAAAUCAAUUUGUCCAAACUGGUGGAGCGAAUCAAGGUUCUUCGUACGGAAGUUCACGUAUUGCUCCUCCAUCUAGAAGAGCACCUCCACCAACUACAACUACAAACUCUCUUGCAACGUAUGAAUCAUUACCGACAGAAGUUCAGUACUCACCAGUUAAAGAAAAUGCUGAUCCAGUUGCAUAUGAAUAUUACACGGAACAAUCACAUUCUUCUUCAGAAACUAUUCCAACCACUACAAAUGUCCCAAUUUCCUCCACGUCAGACCAACAUACCCACCUUACAAAUAAUGAACAUGGUUCAUCUAGAGGAAAUCUACUUGAUUCGUUCUACGAAACACCAGCAGCUGUGCUGCAGGAGUCGCUUCCAUACCCAGCGCGAGGGUCUACCAUCUUACAUCAAUAUAAUGACCCUCCGUAUCCAGAGAGAGGAUCUACAAUCAUUCAUGAAUAUGAACAAAUGAGUGAACAAGAGCUCCAUAAAGACACUGGACCAUAUCCUCAUAGAGAUAUCGAAAGUGAAGAACACGAUAAUGAAAAUGAAUACAAAAACCAAAAUGAAUAUGAUAGGGAACAAGAACAUGGGUAUUACAGACGGGAUUAUAAUCAAGAUCAAUAUAGAUAG
[Candida] anglica is the source of this 1911-nucleotide messenger RNA. NCBI's taxonomy places the organism in Eukaryota, Fungi, Ascomycota, Pichiomycetes, Serinales, Debaryomycetaceae. The record is from the annotation of a GenBank genome assembly.